Molecule: messenger RNA, 1603 nt
Organism: Cornus florida
Lineage: Eukaryota; Viridiplantae; Streptophyta; Magnoliopsida; Cornales; Cornaceae
Exons: 4
Coding region: 429-1199 (256 amino acids)
Molecular function (GO): protein binding
Source: RefSeq, a predicted model, not a curated record
AAUUUUUUAUUUUUAUUUUUAUUUAUUUAUUAUUAUUAUUUUUUAAACGCUUGAAAAAAUUCAUACCAGUGAAUUGAAUCAAGAAACAAAUCAACUUUACCACACAAUGAUUUUCUAAACUUCAAAAAAUAGAAAAUAUAAAUAAGAAAUUAGCAACACAUAAACACAAACUUUACCGAGCAAUAAGCUGCUAGUGAAGAUUUUUUUUCAUUACUCCUAUCAAUCUCAAACGAAACCUAGCCCUCACUCUCUUGAAUCCAUCAACGAAACCCUAACCUCAAUCACAGAGGAUGAUUGUUUGGAGCUUCGUCUUUUGCAAGUUUCACCUUCAGAGGAAAACCGCCCAGAAGUUAUUUCUUCAAGCAUAGAGGAUAAGCCCUAACCCUCUCUAACCCAGUGCAAGAAUUCUCUGAAGAAAUAUAGCAACAAUGGGAAAUCGCAAGGCAAAUCGCAAGAACAAAGUAAAAAAAUGUAUUCCAGACCGUAUCCUAGCUUUCAAAAGAGAGAAAAUGGCAAACCGCAAAAACGAAGUAGAAGAAGACCUUUUUGAUCGUCUUCCAGACCAUGUCCUAGAUUGCAUCCUCAGCAAAGUGGUGGAUGGCAAGUCACUAGUCCGUUGUCUCACCGUCUCCAAGCGAUUCGCUUCCCUCCUUUCCCAUAUCAAUUCGGCCACACUUGAAAUUCAGGAUAUUGAUGACAUGACGGCCGUUGGUGGGUUCGUUAGGAGAUUCAAUACAAUAAAAUCUCUACAUCUAAAGGUUCCCUCUCUCUGUUUCUGCCGCAACAGUCCUGAAGGAUGUGUAUUCAAGUGGAAGGUCGAGUAUGGCCUCAAAUUUAACUACUUGGUUUUUCUCGCUUUUGAAGAAGAAGUAGAAGUACCACCGAUAGACAGGGGAUAUAGGGUACGUGUGUUAUUUCAUACUACCAUGGCCAUCGGGAAACUUUUUCACUUGGAAGAUGUAAUGAAUACUCGAACUUUUCGGAAGAAAAAAAUAUCAUCAUCUGUGUGGUACCAAGAUUGGGACCAUAGUUAUUACAGAUUUGAAAGAAAUAGGGAAAAUAGUAUUUCACAGACAAAGCUUUAUAGACACAAUAUGAAGUUGUGGUCCGUGCCUCAAUUAAGUUUACCUUCAUCCGGGUAUGAGAUGAAAGACGCGACUCUUGGGAGGAUCAGACGCUGCCAAAGGGAAAAGGAAUGAUGACUGCGAAGAUGAAGUUGAAGAUGAAGAUGAUGAUGACUGCAUAAGCCAGAAUACUGACGAUGACUGCAAAAGCGAUGAUGACUGCAAUGGUGAUGAUAUUUUUUUUCAGGACGAAGAAGAUAAGGUUUAUAGAGAAGCAGCGGCAGUGAUUUUGAAGAACAAAAGUACGAGUCGGGGAGAGUUCCUGGAUUGGUCUCGCGGUAGAUGGUUCUGAUUGUAGCAAUUCUGUUUUUGGGUUUUUUUGGAUCUAUCCGGUUUGUUGCAAUGUUGGGGGUUUAGUGUUUGGCGAAUUUUCUUCUGGUUAUUCCAAUGGAUUUCUUUACCCAGUAUUGAUGUAUUGUUUAAUUAUUGAUGUUUGGCGAAUUUUCGAAGUUGGUUAUUCUAAUGCAUUUAUUUACUCA